Molecule: messenger RNA, 557 nt
Organism: Ostrinia furnacalis (Asian corn borer)
Lineage: Eukaryota; Metazoa; Arthropoda; Insecta; Lepidoptera; Crambidae
Gene: Defensin
Product: defensin-like protein
Exons: 2
Coding region: 142-468 (108 amino acids)
Biological process (GO): defense response
Source: RefSeq, a predicted model, not a curated record
CCAGCUCAUGUAAAAUAAUGAGUCAUUAUUUUUACGAAACCUGCAUACGGUUACUCAUUACAAACUUAGUCAGACUACAGUUACGGUAGUAAGCCAACGUGCAAUCAGUGUGUUUAGCUAAAUUAAAGUGUUCGUAAGAAAAUGGAGUUCAAAGUUAGCUUGAUCUUCCCCGUACUCCUGAUUUGUCUUGUACACAUUGCCAGUAGUUUUCCAAAACCAAAAGAAAGCAAUUUGGCCAAACAUGACGAAAUUGUUGAAAUCAAUGAUACUGUUAUUAAAAAAAUACAAGAUACGCUAGCAUUGGAGACUGCAAAGGUUAAUGAAAAGGCGAUUUCCGAUAUUCCUGGUAGAGUAAGAUGUCACAAUGCAAGCGAAGACCCGAUGGACGAUGAAGACUGCCAGCGCCAUUGUAUUCCCAAGGGAUACACGUACGGCCUUUGUUUCAACAACGUAUGUAGCUGCGCGUAGAAACUUCUAGAAUUAUUUAUUUUAUAAUUACUUAAUUCAAAUAAAGAAUGAUGACUUACAAUAAUAAAAAAAAAACAAUUUAUUUUCUC